GCGCUGGUGGUACAAGCCAAGGACGGUCUCAGCGAAGAGGACCAGAAGAAUACAGGCAAUGCCGUAAGCGUUGCUCGGAAGUGCAAGGUAGAGAAAUUGCUAGAGCUGACACCUUCGAAGGAAGUGGCCGGCUUGUUCCAGCUGAGCAAGCAUGCAGCUGGGAAGCCCUUGAAGGGUGAUGCACUUGGCAACCCAGUAGCAUCCGUGAAGCGUGAUAACCUUGCUUUGGUUCUGCAUACCUCCGGUACGACGAAAAAGCCGAAAAUCGUGCCGCUGACGCACGCGAACAUUGCCAGUGGUGCAAUGUGCAUAGCUUCGACAGUUGAGCUCAAGCAUGAGCAUAUUUGCCUGAACACAAUGCCGCUUUUCCACAUUCAUGGAUUGAUUGUUAACGUCUUGGCUUCGGCGAUCGCAGGAUCUCAGGUGGUGUGCCUGCCUGGUGUCUUCCAGGUACAAAACUUUCAUGCAGCCCUGAUCUCUCAACCAGAGCCGAAUUGGUAUUCUGCUGUUCCCACUAUGCAUCUGCAGAUUCUUCAGUUUGCAGAGGAAGUCGCGAAAGAGAAGGGUAAGCCACCGGAGAACAAGCUCCAGCUCAUCCGAAACUGUUCUGCCGCAUUGGUCCCGACUGUGGCCGCUGCGAUGGAGGAAGUGUUGAAGGUUCAUGUGAUGCCCACAUAUGCCAUGACAGAGUCCAUGCCCAUUGCCUCCAACCCCCGAUGUGGGAAGCGCAAACUUCGCUCGGUGGGGAUGAAGGCCGGACCCAACAUGGGCAUCAUGAAUGGGCACCCUGACGGCACGUUCCUCAACGUCGGUGAAGAGGGAGAGGUCGUUGUGAAAGGUGGUCCUGUCACAAGCGGAUAUGAGUUCAGGGAGCAUAUGGAUGCGAAUCCCAACAUUGAAGCCUUCAGUGAAGGCUGGCUAAGGACAGGCGACAAAGGUUGGCUUGAUGCUGACGGUUACCUCUAUUUGAGUGGACGCUUCAAGGAGAUCAUCAACAGAGCUGGGGAGAAGAUUUCGCCUUUCGAGGUGGAAGAUGCAAUGCGCGCCAACGAUGCGUUUAAAGACUGCAUCGCCUUCGCUGUUCCGCACAAGUCCUUGGGGGAAGUUGUAGGCAUCGCUGCGGUUUUGAAGGAUGGGAAGUCGUUGACCAUCAAAGAGCUUAGAAGCUGGUGCAACAAAUGUGAUAAGCUACAAGCGAAAUGGAUUCCUGAAAUGCUGGUCACGAUGCCGACCAUUCCUAAAGGUCCGACAGGGAAGCCUGCAAGGAUAAACUUGGCCAAGAAGUUGGACUUAGACCCCCUUGAAGGUGUGCCGAAGGACUUGGAUCAUCCAGGCAUUUCCGGAUAA
Messenger RNA from Symbiodinium necroappetens, 1347 nucleotides. The record is from the annotation of a GenBank genome assembly. Lineage: Eukaryota; Dinophyceae; Suessiales; Symbiodiniaceae.